GUUGAGUUAGCAAGCUCACAGCGGGAACGGACGGAUUCUUCUUUGGAAAAUGCAGGGUCGGAAGUUUGUAAUAUGUCUUUACAUUGGGAUGUAUUUAUGGACGUCGUUCCUUUUCAAAGGGUCGUUGCAGGGUGAGUACCAGAGGAAACUGUAUAAGGAGCUAAUGGUCAACUACAACCGCCUAGAGAGGCCGGUCUCCAAUGACUCCGCACCCAUCUUAGUGGAGUUGGGCAUGGCUCUGCUGCAGAUCAUUGACGUGGAUGAGAAGAACCAGGUCCUGAUAUCAAAUGUUUGGCUACAGUUGUACUGGACUGAUGUGUACCUCAGUUGGAAUCCUGACAAUUACCCAGGGGUACAGACUCUACGCUUUCCUUCCAAUCAGGUGUGGGUGCCAGAUAUACUCCUGUACAACAGUGCAGAUGAAAGGUUUGAUGCCACAUUUCACACCAAUGUCCUGGUCAACGCAUCGGGGUAUUGCCAGUAUAUACCACCAGGGAUCCUGAAGAGUACCUGCUACAUCGAUGUGCGCUGGUUCCCCUUUGACGUUCAGAAGUGCAACCUUAAAUUUGGCUCCUGGACCUACAAUGGCUGGAUGCUGGACCUGCAGAUGCUGUCAGUUGACACUUCCACCUACAUCCCCAAUGGGGAGUGGGACCUUGUGGGAGUGCCUUCGAAGAGGAACGAGCUGUACUACGAGUGCUGUAAGGAGCCAUACCCAGACGUGACGUUCACGGUGACCAUGCGCAGGCGCACGCUCUACUACGGCCUGAACCUGCUCAUCCCCUGCGUGCUCAUCUCCGGCCUGGCCCUGCUCGUCUUCCUGCUGCCCGCAGACUCUGGGGAGAAGAUCUCACUGGGAAUAACUGUCUUGCUGUCCCUCACCGUGUUCAUGCUGCUCGUAGCCGAGAUCAUGCCGGCCACCUCGGACUCUGUCCCUCUCAUUGCUCAGUACUUUGCCAGCACCAUGAUGAUCGUGGGACUGUCCGUGGUGGUCACCGUUCUUGUUCUCCAGUUCCACCAUCACGACCCUCAGGGUAGCAAGAUGCCCAAGUGGGUGCGCGUGGUCCUGCUGAACUGGUGCGCCUGGUUCCUGCGCAUGAAGCAACCGGGCGACAACCGCAAGCUGAUAGGCUACAAGUACUGCCACGCGCACUCCAGCGGCAGCAGCGUGGAGAUGAGCGCGGGGGGGCCGGGCCAGCCGGCGGCCAGCGCCAACGGCAACAUGAACAUGUACUUCAGCUACCACAGCAUGGAGAACGCCUGCUGCCCCCUGAGCGCAGACUCAGGCGUGAUCUGCGGGCGCGCGGGCGGAGGGGGGGUCUCCCCCGGAGAAGAGCGGGAGAGGCAGAGGGCUCUCCUGGCCGAGCAGGCCCCGGAGAUCGGCCGCAUCCUGGAGGAGGUGCAGUACAUAGCCCAGCGCUUCCGAGACCAGGACCACGGCGAGGCCGUGUGCAGCGAGUGGAAGUUCGCGGCGGCAGUGGUGGACCGCCUCUGCCUGGUGGCCUUCUCGCUCUUCUCCAUCAUCUGCACCUUCACCAUCCUCAUGUCAGCGCCCAACUUUAUCGAGGCCGUCUCCAAGGACUUCACCUAAGCCCUCCGUCCCUGUGUCGAAGAGAGGCUAGGACUGAAGUACGAAGGAAAAGCAAGACACUGGUUUUGUUUUCUUGCUGUUUGAGGGAGACAAAUAUACCUGUGCGCAUAGUCUUAUAUAUAUAUAUACUACAACCAGACCUCGGGCAAGUACAUCAUUGUUUUGAAUUCAAAUACUUUUCUACACUUUACUGAGUGUGUACGGUGUAUUAGAACUUAUGAAAUACUCUCAAGAAGUGUGAAAGCCGCAUUCUGCUCCUCUUGGUUGGAUCAAUUGCACCAGGCAAGAUCAAUCAAGCACAAAAGUAUUUGCAUCCAAAAUAAUUACGUAUUUGACCCGGAUCUUACUACAACGGAACAAAAUAUACAAACAAAAUAUCAAAUUGUAAAUAUACUGCAUCAUCUGUGACAGGCUUUCUUGUUUUGUGUUUUGGCAAUGUUGUGUGAUGAUAUUUAAACAAAUGACCAUUCCACAAAGCUAGUUUCCUAUAACCUGGGCCCUGUCUCUUCAGCCCAAUUACUGUUUGGAAUUUUGAUUAUUAUUAUUAUUAUUAUUAUUAUUAUGUUAGGAGAUUUUUCACUGUGAACCCAAAAUUCUGUUUUAGAGGAAGCUCUAAAUACUGUAUUAUGACUAACUACCGUUGAUACCUAA
This is a messenger RNA of Conger conger (European conger), 2242 nucleotides long. Its product is annotated as neuronal acetylcholine receptor subunit alpha-7-like. The record is from RefSeq and is a predicted model, not a curated record. Gene Ontology annotation, cellular component: synapse; neuron projection; postsynaptic membrane. Bases 50 to 1591 code for a protein of 513 amino acids. Gene Ontology annotation, biological process: signal transduction; regulation of membrane potential; chemical synaptic transmission. The transcript has 10 exons. Gene Ontology annotation, molecular function: acetylcholine-gated monoatomic cation-selective channel activity; transmembrane signaling receptor activity. NCBI's taxonomy places the organism in Eukaryota, Metazoa, Chordata, Actinopteri, Anguilliformes, Congridae.